Molecule: messenger RNA, 264 nt
Organism: Alternaria postmessia
Lineage: Eukaryota; Fungi; Ascomycota; Dothideomycetes; Pleosporales; Pleosporaceae
Exons: 2
Source: RefSeq, a predicted model, not a curated record
GGAACAAAUCUUAGUGUCGCACGAUUGGUGUGGGCAUACAAGGUGGAACCAGAAGUGGACGAGCAUACGGGGGAAGAAGUGCCUGUUGACAUCUUCAACUACUCGAGUGGGUCCAACUGGAAACCCCAGCCGUUCCGAGUCAAGUUUACACCGAGACACGAAGAGAUCAAGCAAACCAUUCUUCGGGAGGGCAAGCAAGCACUGAACGACUUGGCCAAGUAUGAACGCGAGACUAAGUACACCUUCAGCACCUUUUAUCAGUAG